Messenger RNA from Zophobas morio, 1269 nucleotides. RefSeq lists its product as uncharacterized. Gene Ontology annotation, molecular function: DNA binding. NCBI's taxonomy places the organism in Eukaryota, Metazoa, Arthropoda, Insecta, Coleoptera, Tenebrionidae. The record is from RefSeq and is a predicted model, not a curated record. Gene Ontology annotation, cellular component: replication fork protection complex. Gene Ontology annotation, biological process: DNA replication checkpoint signaling; DNA repair; replication fork arrest. The transcript has 15 exons. The coding region runs from base 268 to 1269 and encodes 333 amino acids.
UUGUUUGCAAUCUGCUCUCAACUGGGAACUUACGAAAAAAGUGCAGGAGGUAAAAGAGUUUUUGUUAAAGGAAGCGAAACGAUAGUUGCUAUUCAGGACAUUCUCAGGUACGUCAGGACGGAUGAUGCUGAGUUGUGCCCAGUGCGUUGCGCACUUGGAAGAUGGAACGUUGUGAAUUCUUCUUUGAUUCCAUUAAUUUCUUCGCUUACCAUUCCCGAAGAUUCACGUUUGUUAUUUAACGCUUUAAAACUUGUUGUAUUGCUUACAAUGGAUUCUUCAUUUCAGUCCGAACUUUUAAGCGAACUUCAUGAAUUCUUAUCGAAUUACAAAAAAGGGUUUGCUAACCUUCAAGUUUGGGAAGUGCUGGCGAUUUCUACUGGCUUUUGCCUCGAGCAGCUAUCUCCUGGCCAAUCAGCUGAGGAACCUGUAGACCCUGAGCAGCAAUUGGAGUUAAUUCUGGUGCUUCUGAAAAACCUUCUUCAUAUAAAAGAUAAACAGCCUUUUCUACAUGACCAUCUUUUAACUGUUUUGAAAAAGUCGGAAAUGCUCGACGUUUUAGUCGUUGCUUUCGGCCACGUUAGCACUACUCCAUGCCUUCGGCUAUAUAACGCUUUGCUAUUGGAUAUUCUUCGCGGACUUUUAUACUUUCAAAGACCCGCUUUUCUUACAGAAGCGUCCAUCCAGCAGCCUUCAACUUCGGAAGAAAAAGUUUUAUCCUCGAACCAACCACAAAGCCAAUCAAAAACCGCCUCAUUUACCCAGCGCCAUUUACGAUUGGGUGGCAUUUUUUCGCGGGUAAGCAACACGGGAAGCGCCGUACUUGUUGGGAAUGGCCUUCAUUCUUUAAAAAAUGGGCUAAUUAGCGAUCAGAAAAAAAAACGUAAAGAAUGUAAAGCGAAAGAUUUUACGGAAGUCACUCGUGAAUCUUCGAAAUUUGUAAGGAGUUUCUUAAAAGAUUUUGUUCAAGAGUUCCUCAACGCCGAUUUUAAUACGCUUUUAGACUCCGUUUGGCGGGAUAUUAUAAGUGAGAGCGGCACGCUCUCCGAAAGCGAUAAGCUAAACUAUAUUUGGGCCAUUUCGUUUUUCUUGAAUUGUUUUCGCCUUUUCGAGUCUAAAAAAUUUGCUACAAAAACUUUUGAAGUUUCUAUAGUCGCCCAUGUUCUGGAUAUGCACCACGUUAACUUUAUAUUAAAAGUUCUUGAGGAGUUGAAGGACGGGAUAAAACUUUAUAAGGACGUUUCUCCAGGCACUAAUAAUAAUAAACAAUAA